AUGAUGUGGAAGGCUUCAGUUGUUGUGGCCAUGGCCCUUCCCCUGGCGUCUGCCGCCUUGGCGGAUUUCGCACUUCAGACAGUACUUGACAAUGCCACUCCAAUAUUUGGAUCAUACGAAAAAAUCACAGGGGGAAAAGCGGAAUGGAUGAAGAGCUAUCCCGAUGAAACUUUGCUCGUUCAUAUGAAUAUCCCCGGCACUCAUGACAGCGCCACGUGGAAUUACACCCAGGCGACGCAAGAUGCCCUGCGGGGCAUCACAGAUCUCAACCAGGUCGUUGUUCCGGAGCCAGAGGCAUUGCGGUGCCAAGACUCACCUUUGAUCGAUAUGCUCAACAUGGGAAUCCGGGCAUUUGACCUGCGGUAUGCUUUUGAUCCGACAAACUCCACCCUCAUCUUCUACCAUUCAGAGGCCCUGCUCUCGCAGACAGCAACAGUCAAUGAUGUGCUAUUUGGCUUUUAUCAGUGGCUGGAUGAUCACCCCUCGGAGACCAUUUUCCUUUCAUUCCAGUACCAGAGCUCGACGGCUCUGUACGCCUCCAACAACGCGGCCGUGCAGCUGCAGCUCUACAAUAUUCUCACCACCGCCGCCGCGCGCCAUUAUUUCAUGCAAACAAAAGACGAACUAGGCACCCUGGGUGACUCGCGUGGCAAGAUAACUCUCAUGCGCCGUUUUGACCUGGACAAGCUUCCGGAUUCUUACACGGCCGCACUUCCCGGCCUGCACUUCUCGCCCAGUCUCUGGACCGAUAACGGCCCAGCUAUCACCCUCGAAUACAACACGGCCAAGAGCUUGAGCGCCUACAUAGAAGACUACUACCAGCCGCUCACGCCGACAGGGUCCAGUGCGCUCGAGAACAUCAGGUGGAAAUACAACGCCACAUUGGAAAACAUCCGCAAAGCUACUAGCCAGCACCCGGACAGUCUCUUCUGGACCUGGGCGUCUAGUAAUAACAUUGAAAACAACCCUCCCGAUUGGCCUCGGAUCAUGGCACUUGGGAAUGGCACUGACUAUACACCGGCUGGGGGGAUUAACCAGCAGCUAGUGCCUUUCCUGAAAAGCCAGAAAGGCAAGCGAGUGGGGAUCGUGAUGUUUGAUUUCUUUGAGCAGCCCUCCGACCUGAUCGAUACGUUUUUAAAUUUGGGAAAUACAAAAACGAGAGACAUGUUGGCCUGA
Molecule: messenger RNA, 1176 nt
Organism: Penicillium samsonianum
Lineage: Eukaryota; Fungi; Ascomycota; Eurotiomycetes; Eurotiales; Aspergillaceae
Product: phosphatidylinositol-specific phospholipase C
Exons: 1
Coding region: 1-1176 (391 amino acids)
Biological process (GO): lipid metabolic process
Molecular function (GO): phosphoric diester hydrolase activity
Source: RefSeq, a predicted model, not a curated record